AAAAGAAUUGCAUUAAAUUUAUAGUUUAACUUAAAGAGACGAACACCAUCAAUGUUGUCUUCUUAUGCAAUGAGACAGUUUGACUUGUGUAUCAGGUUCCAUCAAAGAAACACAAGUACUUUGUGUGUUAAAGAUUAAGGGAUUUAUUACAGAGGUUAAACCUUAUGGAACUAAGGAGCUGGUGGGGACUCUGUGCUGGCUGUUGCCUGAAUCUCUUGUUGAGCCUAAAGUUGCUGCAGAUCAGCGGGACUGGCAGUCAGGCAGGGAUGCUGGAUAUGGAUGAGAGCAAGGACAAACUGAAACCUUUGGGGACAAAAUGGAACCUGCAUUUGUCUCUCGCCAACUCCAGUUUUGAUGCUAUGGGUGACCUGCAGAAGUGGCUGACAGUCGUGACUUUGAAACUGCACAUGCAGACCUAGAAUUUGAAGAAGUUGAAAGAAAGUCUGAUGAGCGCUGAAGGAGAAGCAAAUCCAGCUAUUCCCUGUGCUAACAAGGGUAUUGGGAACGUAAACAAGAAUCAACUAUUUAUUCCUGAUGGCUUCUGGUAUUUACUGAGAUAUGGCAUCCGAGACGGAGAAGACCCAUGCUUUACUCCAGUCUUGUAGCACUGAAUCCCUUAUUUCCAGCUUUGGUCUGGGGAUAUUUUGCCUCGUAGCUGAUAGACUUCUUCAGUUUUCCCCAGUUCAGCAGAAUGACUGGCUUCGUGCCUUCUCAGAUAAUGCCAUACAUUGUGUGAUUGGCAUGUGGUCUUGGGCAAUAGUCACUGGAAUCAAGAAGAAGACUGACUUGGGAGAAAUCAUUUUAGCUGGAUUUUUAGCCUCUGUUAUUGAUGUAGACCACUUUUUUCUAGCUGGAUCUCUAUCUCUGAAGGCUGCUUUGACUCUUCCACGAAGACCUUUCCUUCACUGUUCUACUGUGAUACCCAUCGUGGUUCUGAGCCUGAAGUUCACUAUGUACCUUUUCAAGCUCAAAGACUCUUGGUGCUUUCUUCCCUGGAUGUUGUUUAUAUCCUGGACCUCACACCAUAUCCGAGAUGGGAUUCGUCAUGGCUUAUGGAUAUGCCCAUUUGGAAAAACUUCUCCUCUGCCUUUCUGGCUUUAUGUAAUAAUCACAUCAUCUUUACCUCACAUGUGUUCAUUUGUGAUGUAUUUAACAGGGACCAGACAAAUGAUGUCUUCAAAACAUGGAAUUCGUAUUGAUGUCUGAUGUAACCAUACAGGAGUCUUAGAGAUGCAAAUGGUUUAGAUGAUAAUAAUUUAGGAUAGCCAACAUUAAAACAUAGGUAGGUAUUUAUAUUGUUUAAUUGUUAUAAUUCCUGAAUUCUCUUCAGGAGGCAUGUCCAAGUUUUUAAAAAUUGUAUUUGUUGGGGCAGCGCCUGUGGC
Molecule: messenger RNA, 1382 nt
Organism: Otolemur garnettii (small-eared galago)
Lineage: Eukaryota; Metazoa; Chordata; Mammalia; Primates; Galagidae
Gene: TMEM267
Product: transmembrane protein 267
Exons: 3
Coding region: 559-1206 (215 amino acids)
Source: RefSeq, a predicted model, not a curated record